AUGGUUCUCAUUGAUUGCUGUCUUUUUGUGCUUCUUGUGUGGAGUUUGUACUCUCGGUACAGAAUGUAUGCAGAACCGUGCAAAACCGAUAUUGUCAGCACUUUCAGGUACUUUUUAAUCAUUGCCCACGCAGACGACGAGAGCAUGUUCUUUGGUCCUUUUAUUACGCAGGUUGUCAGGAGAAGAAUUCCUCUCUCGAUUGUUGUGUGCACAGACGGAGGCAAAGGAGGGUGCCCGCAUGAGAGAAAACAGGAAAUGAUCAAGCUCAGCAGAGACCACAAGAUACCCGUCUAUUUCCUAGACUAUCCCGACGGCGAGCUGGAAAAUACCCCGGAACUACAGAAAAAAGUGCACACUCUGUUCAAGCUAACGAACAGCACACAAAUUGUUACGUUCGAUGAGCACGGAGUAAGCAGCCACAGAGACCACAAAGCGUGCUAUAUGCUCGGAAUGAGCUUAGCACGCAAGGAGAGCCGCACGAUGUACGCGCUUAAGUCUCUCAAUCUCAUUGAAAAGUACGCUUUUUUACUGUCAAAGCCUCGCAAUAGCGCGGAUACAGUGGUUGUGAAGUGCACUUUCCACGAGACACUUAGGAACAGGAUGAGAAUGUUCUACUACCCCAGCCAGAUGGCGUGGUUCAGAUAUUUGUACGUUAUAUUCUCAUCGUACAUGGACUACAAUGUAUUUAUUAAAGUAGAUGUGUGA
Nematocida minor is the source of this 705-nucleotide messenger RNA. RefSeq names its product N-acetylglucosaminylphosphatidylinositol deacetylase. The record is from RefSeq and is a predicted model, not a curated record. NCBI's taxonomy places the organism in Eukaryota, Fungi, Microsporidia. Gene Ontology annotation, cellular component: endoplasmic reticulum. Gene Ontology annotation, molecular function: N-acetylglucosaminylphosphatidylinositol deacetylase activity. The transcript has a single exon. The coding region runs from base 1 to 705 and encodes 234 amino acids. Gene Ontology annotation, biological process: GPI anchor biosynthetic process.